Hypanus sabinus (Atlantic stingray) is the source of this 324-nucleotide messenger RNA. RefSeq names its product aryl hydrocarbon receptor-like. Lineage: Eukaryota; Metazoa; Chordata; Chondrichthyes; Myliobatiformes; Dasyatidae. The coding region runs from base 31 to 309 and encodes 92 amino acids. The record is from RefSeq and is a predicted model, not a curated record. Gene Ontology annotation, molecular function: protein dimerization activity. The transcript has 2 exons.
UCCAAUUCAUCCAAGAGACAUCGGGCACGAAUGAAUACUGAACUGGAGCAACUGGCUGAGGUGUUGCCAUUUCCCAAGGAGGUGAUCAACAAACUGGACAAGUUGUCAGUUCUCCGGCUCAGUGUCAGCUUCCUGAGAGCCAAGCGCUACUUUGAGGUUGCACUUCAGAGUCAGAUCAUCAGCAGUGCCGAGAAUCAGUCUCUACCACUGCUAAAUCACCACAGGUUCCAACCUGUGGUAUCCCAGAGGGAGCCUUCAUGCUACAGGUAUGUACAACGCUUGAGUGCAAUUGGGCUCAAACAGUUUUGAAUUUACUGUAUUGUA